Messenger RNA from Temnothorax curvispinosus, 856 nucleotides. Its product is annotated as fatty acyl-CoA reductase wat-like. The record is from RefSeq and is a predicted model, not a curated record. Bases 434 to 856 code for a protein of 140 amino acids. Lineage: Eukaryota; Metazoa; Arthropoda; Insecta; Hymenoptera; Formicidae. The transcript is spliced from 3 exons.
GGUUCCGUCUUCAUAUCCCUUCGGUUGAUUAAUAUAUACUUCAGACGUUACUCUCCCAUUCAAAAAGGCUGUCUCGACAUCCAUUUGUUCGAUAUUUAAACCCAUUUUACAACAAUAUACCAAAAGUAUUUUUAACGUUUGCAUUUUUGCAACUGGAGCAUAUAUGUCAUCUACUUCAUCUGUUUGUUGAAAUCCUCUUACAAUGCGUAAUCACAGAACAUUAGCAUAUGAUUAUAAAUGACUUUGAUAUGUAAAGAAGUAUAAUGUACAACAUAAUUAUGUUUAAAUAAAUUUAUCUUGUAGGAGAGGCAAGAAUACAUUAAUUUAUAAUUUCGUGUCACCAGUCGAUGGACCUACUUGGAAUGACUACCGUAAUGCAAUUGUCGACACAAAUAAGACGUACCCCUUAUAUAAUGCCAAAUAUUUUCCUUUUAUGAUUUACAUCCAACACAAAAUACUAUACAGAAUUUGCGUUUGGCUUGGACAUUUCCUCCCAGCUUUAAUUAUAGAUGCUAUAAGCAUCUGUAUAAAUCGUAGCCCAAGAAUGUGGAAGUUAUGUAAGAAGGUCGACAAAUUUUCCAACGCGACUCAACCGUUUCGCACAAAUGAAUGGAGUUUUUCAACUGACAAUGUUCAAGAGAUGUGGAGUCAUCUGAGUAGUGAAGAUCAAAAGAUAUUUCAAUUCAGUAUGGUCAGAUUUAACUGGAAAAAAUAUUUAUUUAAUCAUUAUAUGGGCAUACGUCUCUAUCUUCUAAAUGAAGAUGACAGUACUUUAGAAAUUAGUCGUAUCAAGUAUAAGAGACUUUAUUGGAGACACCAAAUACUCAAAAUUGUUUUUGCCUUUGCCGUUUUUUAG